Molecule: messenger RNA, 1863 nt
Organism: Argentina anserina (silverweed cinquefoil)
Lineage: Eukaryota; Viridiplantae; Streptophyta; Magnoliopsida; Rosales; Rosaceae
Product: delta-1-pyrroline-5-carboxylate synthase-like
Exons: 16
Coding region: 4-1863 (619 amino acids)
Molecular function (GO): glutamate-5-semialdehyde dehydrogenase (NADP+) activity; ATP binding; glutamate 5-kinase activity
Source: RefSeq, a predicted model, not a curated record
GACAUGGAUCGAGCUUUCCUUAAAGACAGAAACUUAAUAAAGCGCCUCGUUAUCAAGGUAGGUUCUGCGGUUGUGACUGAAAAGGAUGGAGGAAUUGCGCGUCAAAGAUUACAAGUGCUUUGUGAUAAGAUUACAGAGUUGAGAGCUCAAGAAUAUGAGGUGAUAUUGGUGACAUCAGGAGCUGUGGCCCUUGGUCGUCAAGCACUUAGAGACAGGAAAUCAGUUCACUACAGCAGCUCUGCCGAUCUCCAAAAGCCAGUUGAACUAAACGGGAAGGCGUGUGCAGCUGUUGGACAGCCUGAUCUGAUGGCUCUCUUUAAGACUCUGUUUAGUGAGGAUGUGGUACAAGCUCAGUGUCUUGUCACGGAAAGUGACUUUAGGGGUAAAGAUUUUUUAAGGCAGCUGAAAGAGACUGUCGAGCACUUGCUGUCUUUGAAGACUAUAGCUUUAUUCAAUGAAAAUGAUGCAGUUAGUACCAGAACAGAUCCAUAUGAGGAUUCAUCUGGUAUAUUUUGGGACAAUGAUAGUUUGGCAGCUCUGCUAGCGAAGGAGCUAAAGGCUGAUCUUCUUAUCCUUAUGAGUGAUGUGGAGGGUGUCUAUAGUGGGCCUCCAAGUGACAUAAACUCGCAUCUUAUUUAUACAUACACAGAUAGGCAUCAAGGUGAAAUCACUUUCGGAGAAAAAUCAAGAGUGGGACGAGGGGGAAUGGCAGCGAAAGUAAAAGCCGCUACUGAUGCAGCUUCUGCUGGCAUCCCUGUCGUCAUCACCAGUGGAUUCGAUGGCCAGAACAUUACCAAAGUCCUACAAGGAGAACGCGUUGGGACUCUAUUCCCUCGAGGUGAAAAUACAGGGGAGUCUUUGGUUGACAAUGCAAGAGAGAUGGCUGUUGCAGCCAAGGACAGUUCUAGACGGCUUCAGGCCCUGACUUCAGAAGAAAGGAAAAGAAUUCUACUUGAUAUAGCUGAUGCACUUGAAGGGAAUGCACAUAUCAUCCAUGUAGAAAAUGAAGCUGAUGUGUGUGAAGCAGAUCAAGCAGGAUAUGAAAAAUCCUUGAUAUCUCGGCUAGCACUAAACCCUGGGAAGAUCUCACGUCUUGCAAACAAUAUUCGUGUGCUUGCCAGCAUGGAGGAUCCAAUAGGCCGCCUUUCAAGAAAAACGCAGAUUGCAGAUGAUGGUCUCAUCUUGGAGAAAAUAUCGUGUCCACUUGGUGUUGUCUUGGUUAUAUUUGAGUCUCGUCCUGAUGCGCUAGUACAGAUGGCUUCACUGGCAAUCCGUAGUGGGAAUGGCCUUCUCUUGAAGGGUGGGAAGGAGGCUAAGAGAUCAAAUACAAUUUUGCACAAGAUUAUCACAGACGUCAUCCCGGAGAGAGUUGGUCGGAAGCUAAUUGGACUUGUGACUUCAAGAGAUGACAUUCCGGAUCUGCUUAAACGUGACGACAAUCUGAUCAAUCUUGUGAUCCCAAGAGGCAGUAACAAGCUUGUUUCUGAAAUUAAAAACUUGACCAAGAUUCCAGUUCUGGGGCAUGCUGGUGGACUAUGCCAUGUAUAUAUCGACAGGUCUGCUAAAAUGGAUAUGGCGAAGCAAAUUGUGUUGGAUGCAAAAGUAAAUUAUCCAGCAGCCUGCAAUGCAAUGGAAACACUUCUGAUCCAUAAGGAAUUAGUGCACACAGCUGAUUUCAAAGAUAUUAUCCUUGAGCUCAGCAAAAAUGGUGUUACUUUAUAUGGUGGACCACGGGCAAGCUCCUUGCUAAAUAUUCCUCAGGCAGAUUCGUUACAUAUGGAGUAUGGCUCCAUGGCUUGCACUGUUGAAGUUGUGGAUGAUGUGCAUGGCGCCAUUGAGCAUAUAAAUAAAAACGGAAGGUAA